CAACUUUCCUGAUUUUGCACACCUGGUACAGCACUGUAAAGUCUUCGGAAUCCCUGUCCAGCUACUAAGCCAGUCUUCUUGCUGCCGCCCUUCACCUAGCUGCUUCGAGAGAGAGCUCUUAAUCCAUCAGCCUGGACCAUACAUUAUGGUUUGCCUUAAGUAAUAUCCAGAAAGCUUAUUCAGUGGGCUCCUUUCUACUAAGCCGCGCUAGGUCGCCAGUUUCGAACGCGCAGAGUUCUAGUAUUCCGACCCAAGAUAGAGAUCCGAGUAGUUCCGUAUUCAGGUCCGUGCUUGACUUAUUCAGGUCGGUUUCACUCUCGCUACGCGCCGAGCUGGACCGACUGACACGCGACGCUGACAGGCUUUAUUUUCUGCAAAAAGCGAAAGUCAAUAGCUUUAUAGGGGAAGAAAAUUGAGUUCUCAAGAGGGGGUCUGAACAUAUUAUUUAACAUAAAAGAAACGAUGAAAGAAAGGAGCCGCAAGUGUAGGAUUAGUACGACUAGUAGUAUGAGAACGCCUUAAAGCGCUAACAUAUUUCGUCUUAUUUGUAGUCGCCACUAGCGUGGAGCGCUGGAACAUCUGUCAAGCCUAGUAGCGCAAGGAGAUGUCCUGGCAGGGUGACUAUAACGAGCGGGUUCUGGUGCCUGUGGGCGGCGACGCGUGCAGCAAGGACGCUCUGCGAUGGGCCGUGGCCAAUAAGAUCGCGCGGCCCGACGACCUGCUCGUGCUGCUCCACAUCGUCACCAAAGCGCCGGGUCCGGAUGGGUACGACGUGGGUCAGAGCGAGCUGUCCAAGACGUCGUUUGUGCAGCACGUGCGCACGGCCAUCAUGCCCAUGCUCUCGCAGCUUAAAGCGUCAGUCGAUCCCAAGGUGCGGCUGGAGUUGAAGGUGGGGCGCAACGACUCGAGGGACGUGGGGAUAAUGGAGGAGGCGAUCAAGCUGCAGGCCACGUGCCUCGUGCUCGCCACUAAGGCCCGCGGGCUCUUCAGCAUGCGUAGCAAGCUGUCUGGCAGCACGAGCGCCUUCUGCCUGAAGCACCGGCCGCCCACCCUCUCAGUGGUCGUCGUCUCCAAGGACAAGGUGCUCCUCUCCAAGCACGGCGAGGCCACCCCCCCCGAGCGCUCACCCUCCCUCUCCCUCACGGGCAGCCCCCUCCCCGGGUCCCCCGCCCCCAAUAUCCCCUCCGCGUCCUCCUCCCCUGGGAGCAGCAGCCGCCGAAACAGCGAGAGCAGGUUCGAUCCUGCUCAGGGGGAAAGGGGAAAUAAGAGUCUGUCGGAACCCCUUUCUGUCCCGCUGCCCGAGUCAGAUCUGCCUGGAGACUGUAGUACAGCUGUGGCGGCCUCUCUCUCGGCUGCUGGUGGUGAGAGGGCCGUUGAGAUUGGGCAGGAUCUAACUCAUGGUGAGAGGAGCGGGGAGAGGGGCGGAGGGAAGGGGGAGGAAAGGGGCUUUGAACGGGAUUUACAGCAGGUGCGGGAGCAGCAGCAGCAGCGGAUGCUGCUGCACCAGCAGCAGCAGCAGCAGGCGGCUGUGAGGCUCGCAGCCCUCAUGGAAGGCGUCAGUGUGAGAGGGGGCGGAGGGGGAGGAGCAGGAGGGGGGGAGCAGGAGGGGGGGAGCAGGAGGGGGGGAGCAGGAGAGGGGGUAAGUGGGGCGCGAGUGGGUGGGUAUGGUGGUUGGAGCGAUGCCAACGAUGCAGCGUCGGCGGCACAUGCUGUGGCCAGGUCUCAGCAACGCACGGGCGUGUCAAAUGAGAGCAUGGCUGCGGCACACGGCAGUGUGGCAGGCGUGGGCUUCCCACACGUCCCUGCGUACCUGCCUCUGAAUGCAACCAAGGAUGAAUCCGGAGCUCAGUCCGCGAGGGAGCCUAAUCUUCUGAGCAGCACCGCCAGCAGUAGCAGCUUCAGUGUUACGAGCAGCAGUGGCAGCACGUUUACCAUGGGGAACGGGAGCAGCGCGAGCAGCAGGAAUGGCACGGGGAGUGAGGCCACAGGGUCUCCCAUUAGCAACGGCAGCAGUGGCAUCAGCAGCAGCGCGGCUGGUGCCAAACCGAAGGAAGCAGCAGCAGUGGUGGCGGCUGCAGCGGUGGCAGCAGCAGCUGCAGCUGCAGUGGCUGAGGCGAAGGGCGAGGGCGGCAUGGGAGGGAAGGGAGAAGGGGCUCCAGAAGCGGCCAGUGGCAUGUGCUGCCGGUUAUACGCGUAUGAGGACAUCCAGAGAGCAACGGACGACUUCAGUCCACAGCUGCUCCUGGGGGAGGGUGGGUGCGGCACGGUGUACUCUGGGAUUCUGGGCGGCAGCAAGGUGGCCGUGAAGGUGAUCAAGACAGCUGAUGCCGACCGGGCGGCGAAGGAGUUUCAAAGAGAGGUGGAGCUUCUCAGUCAGAUCCAGCAUCCCCACAUUGUCUCCCUGCUGGGGUGCUGUCCGGCGCGUCACUGCAUAGUGUACGAGUUCAUGGCCUGCGGAACUCUCGAGGAGCGCCUGCUCUGCGCCAACAACUCCCCGCCCCUCCCCUGGUUCGCACGCCUCCGCAUCGCCGCUGAAAUCGCCUCGGGUUUACUCGCCCUGCACUCGCAGCCAAUCCCCAUCAUCCACCUGGACCUGAAACCCGCGAAUGUGCUUCUAGACGAGCGGCUUGUAGCGAAGCUGGGGGACGUGGGCGUGGCUAGGCUCAUGCCGGGGGGUGGGGGUUCCGGCCCCGGCUGUAACGUCACGCAUGCACACACGUCUAUGCCGAUCGGGACCGUCGCUUAUGUCGACCCGGAGUACCAGCGGACGGGUGAUUUCAGCCCAAAAUCGGACGUGUACGCCCUUGGGAUCAUCCUGUUUGACUUGCUGACGGGGCGGCAGCCGUCACGAUAUGAGAGGAUAGAGGAUGCUGUGGACGAGGAGAGUGAGGAGGCUUUGGGGAAGCUGCUGGAUUGGAAGGCUGGGAAGUGGCCUGUGGGGCUGGCGAUGGAGGUGGCAAGGAUUGCAGUGCGGUGCAGUGAGAUGAAGAGGAAGAAGAGGCCGGAUCUGGGGGAAGUGGUAAUGCCGGUGCUGGUGCGAGCCCAGAAGGAGGCGGUUAUGGAGAUGGAGCGCAUGAUGGCGGGAUUGUGAUUUAGGGGUGCUGCCUGGAUAGAGAAGUGUAUUGCCGAGACUAGUGAAAAACAGCACUUUGUGAAAGAGCGGGAUUUAUCAGGUGGGUGAACAGCCACUUGCAAGUGCAUCAGUGGUCAUAGAAUUCUUUGGGAUAUGCUAGAGCUACUAGCGUAAUUUUGUUGUAGUGAUGGGUAGAUAUUAUAUAGAAGUACGGGCAUGUGUAUGUUGGGAACACAUUCUUCUGGUAUGUUGUUGAUCGUGACG
Closterium sp. NIES-67 is the source of this 3337-nucleotide messenger RNA. The record is from the annotation of a GenBank genome assembly. NCBI's taxonomy places the organism in Eukaryota, Viridiplantae, Streptophyta, Zygnematophyceae, Desmidiales, Closteriaceae.